AUGGUACUUGCAGCGGGCGGUGGUGAUCGCAGGGCACCCCUGCUCUUCAUCACUGUCCGGGGCCAGUCACAAAUGGCUCAGCCUGCAGUCUCGGUCACACCUGCGUUCCUGGGCUUUGACUCGUCCGCCGAAGUGAUGGCCAGUACCCCUCAAAAAGACCGGCCGGCCCUCGAAAAUCAUGGCUUGGUCUUGGUCUUGGUCUUGGAGCUUUUAUGA
Penicillium paradoxum is the source of this 216-nucleotide messenger RNA. RefSeq lists its product as uncharacterized. Bases 1 to 216 code for a protein of 71 amino acids. The transcript has a single exon. The record is from RefSeq and is a predicted model, not a curated record. NCBI's taxonomy places the organism in Eukaryota, Fungi, Ascomycota, Eurotiomycetes, Eurotiales, Aspergillaceae.